Maniola jurtina (meadow brown) is the source of this 4841-nucleotide messenger RNA. RefSeq lists its product as uncharacterized. Gene Ontology annotation, biological process: imaginal disc-derived wing hair organization. Gene Ontology annotation, cellular component: cell cortex. The coding region runs from base 48 to 3983 and encodes 1311 amino acids. Lineage: Eukaryota; Metazoa; Arthropoda; Insecta; Lepidoptera; Nymphalidae. The transcript has 7 exons. The record is from RefSeq and is a predicted model, not a curated record.
AAUGCGGCGGCAAAGCGGAUGCGUGAACGCGGGCGGCGGUGGCUAGCAUGGCCGGGCUGCUCCUACUGCAUCUGUUGAGCGCCGCGGCCGCCGCUAGCCUCGGCGAUCUGGCGAGACGAGACACCGGCGACGUGUUCACUAUACUCGGUGGUGAAUGUGGGCCGGCGCGAUGCGUGGAAUACGGCGCGGGUGCGGCGAACGCAAGGGAUUCGGUGAAGGGGGAGUGUGCUUGUUCGUGUCCUCAGCGCGCUCCUUUAUUCAGGGAAGAUCGAGAGCUUUGUGUCGACGAUCUACCAGAAUGCUCCCUGGCAACCUUCGGCUCCGGUACCGCUGUGCAACGGAUCCCGUUUAUCUAUUUGCCGCUCAAAGGUCAAAUCAUACAUCCAUCUCGAGAAAUCACCUUCCACAAUGUGAAAACUCCGAUCUGCGCUGUGUCAGGAGCCCAGUUCCUGACCCGAAAAGGCUUUCUGGAUCUCCGCAACACGGUCGAUGCUGACGUGCCAUUUAGUUUGUUUCGUGAUGAAGGCAGAACCUUUCUACAGUGGAGCGGUGAAGAUGAAGUGCGCAAGCGCAUGUCUGGACGCGUCAUGGUGGUGCGGCUGCUAUGUCGAGAUAUCUCCACCACGCCAAUAUCCCCCUUAGAUCUGAGGGGGGUGUUUACACCGUGUGUUGCAUUUAGGGUCCAGGGCACGCCUCCAAGGCAUUCUAACAAUAUAACUGAGGUUCAGUUCGCAUCUAACGCACAAACUUCCGAAACAUCUAGCACAUCUGGACUGAGUGUCACAGAGUACAUAGCAAUCGGAAUCAGUUCCUUACUACUCGGUCUUAUAUACGUCGCCUCUGUUUUCCUCUACUUACACAUCAAACGGCGCCGCAAAGCCUCCGCUGAAGACAACGCUUUGAGGAAACUCAAAGUGCUACGAAAAAAAGAUGGAACCGCUAUAACGGAACAUGAUAUCAUAAGAAUAAAUAAUGAAAGGGUUCAAUCAUUGGCCAAUGCAUUGGGCCAAGACGAUGGAGUGGUUAAGAAAAACCCAUUAUUGAAUGUUGGAAGACAAUUCCAUGAAAAUAAAAGCUUUACUAGCGAUCUUUCUGAUUCUGAAGAUUUCCCUGAUAGCAGUUUACAUGGUGAAGAAAAUGCCUUUAACGUACGUAUUUUUCUAGAAUUAAUAACUUCUUCUAUUCAAAAACAAGGCUCUUAUUCAAGGUAUUUAAAUUUUCAGAAUGAAACAUCUGUAGUUAUACAUAGGCAUAUGAAAGAAAUAAGACAUCAAGGGGAUGGUUUGGAAUUAAAUCAUAGAGAUGAAUCAAGCAUAGAACGUCUUCCAGAUGAGCAUGUGUCCAUAGUAGAGACAAUAGACGACCGUGAGAUCGCAAGACCAGUGGGAACAACACGGCGCAAACUUUACUUUAACCCAGCGUACUUCGAACCUCAUUUAAUGGCAGAUCCCCCUGCUGCGGCAAUUGAAUUCCUUUCAAAAAUUCGAGAAGUUAUAGCAAUCGCUAAACAAAAAAUGGCUACAAAGCGCUUUCAUCCAGUCUUAAAUCAUAUACCAGAAGAAGAAACUUAUCCAAAUAAUGGAAACAGCGUUGAUCUUUACCACGGCAUGGGCAGUCAACGAAGUGGAAGCGUAGUUAGCCUUAAAAGAGAGAAUAGUAGAAAGAAAUCUUCUAAUUGCUUAGGCUGUCCGGGAUGCAAAACAAAUAACACUAAUGAUGAUGUCCAAACAUUCAUGAAGUACGAUAUAACUGCCUGUUCAAACUGUCUUGGUGACAAAGGAGAAAAACAAAACAGCAUCAGAAAAUGGUUAGAAAAUAUUCCAAUUGGAAAACAAGUAUUUUACAAUGAAAGCCAAACCCAAAACUUAGCUAUUUCGUUGUUAUCUUUACCAAACAAUGAAAAGCAAUGUCAGUUACAAAAACAAAACAGUUUUUGUUCAUCUCACACUGCGAAUGUAACAGAUGAAUUCGCACGUUCCAAGAGAAAUGCUUCCCGUUCAGUAAGAUCGGAACCAUGUGUACGAAACUUCAAUAUUCCUUUACCAGAAUUUGACGAUGCUGAAUCUGAAAAUAAUCAUCGCCAAACUGUUUCACGUGUAGACGAUAUAAGGCCCAUUGAUUUCAAUGGAUAUCGUUCUGGGAGUUUACGGAAGAAACUCGACGGCACUAAACUAAACGGAAACACCUUAAUAAAAAACAAUGCUUUACCAGAUAUGGUAAAUGAAGCUGUAGCUCUUGAUAAUUUCUCAAGGUCAUCAUAUAAUUUAAGCAGUUCAGAUGAAGAACGGUGCCCAAAACAUUUAACACCAGAUGAGGCUCAAACCACAUAUACCAAAAACAACUCAGAUAUACCUUCAGGAAAUGAAUACGAAACAGACAGCCUUGAACGAACAUCAAAUAAAAAAGCUAAAACUGGUCUUAUUGAUUAUCCCGAUGUUUCAUCAUCCCAAGCGAGUCCAAGUUUAAGCAAUGCCUUGCCAUUAGAAGAAGAACUUACAAUGAGAAAUGCUGUAUAUAAAACAAACUCAAGUGGUACUAGCAACACUCCAUCACCAGAAGCAAAUAUGCAAGUAGAUGACGAUCACUAUGAAGUUAUAGAAAUAAAAAAGACUAAAGUGGAACCCGCUAUUGAUGUUAAAUUAAAACCUAAUUCUAAUUAUAGCUUGGUAACUGAGGUGUAUGUAAACAACAGUUAUAAUUUUAGCAGUGCGCCAACCUCGCCAAGCGGUUCUGAAAGCUCAAUGGGAAGUAGAAAAUUAUUUCAAUCGAAUAAUUUAGAAGAGAGACCUGGAUGCUUGACAAUAGAAGUAAAAGACCCACCAGAAAACUAUAUAAAAAUUCAUGAAUCAGACGGUUUCGAACCAGACACAUUAGACCGUAAACAUCCAAAGCACAGAGAGAUUAUAGAAAGUAUUCAAUUUAGUCGAAAAGAUCUAUUGAAAAACAUCGGUACUACAAAACCCCGAAAUCAUGAACGCAUAGAACUAAGAAACAGUGGCACAUUCAUUAAGAACAAUGCAAAAAGUGAAGGUUCAAACAAGUUCAACAGCUUAAGAAAUGAUCAUGAACAUCAGCGUCAUUUUCAGAGUCGCCCAAAGCUGUCGCCAAAUAUAUACAGUAGCUCAAAAUCACUAGAAGAUACAACUGACGAUAAUUUGGAUUUAUCGUCCAAUGGAUGGACCUCUGAAGAUAGUCGAAUAUUAACAUUAGAACUAAGGCAUUCGAAGAGGCAACGACAAUGCACACCGCCUACUAUAAAACAACUUAAAAACUUAGCUCGACCUGAUAUUUUGCCGCCUUUGCCACCAAUUGAAGAUACCAUAUAUGAAAAUCCUAAAGUAUCUAAAAGAGUACAAUGUGAUAACACAGAAAUAGAACACAUUUCCUCUAUAAUGCACAGUAGAAGUGUUAGUCCAAGGACGAAUAAUACAAUAUCAGAGUCCGAUAUAAUUCGCGAUAACAUGUCUCCUCGUGAUUCCAUAUGUAAAGCUUCACAAAUCCCAGUUACAUCAUCCACUCAUUCUCCAAACUCGGAACAUGAAGAUCUUUAUCUUGCACAAUCGAGCCACAGUGACAUGAAAUUAGAUGACAGCCGAAGUUCUAAAAGGAUGAAAAGUUGUUAUGGCAGCGGAAUAAACACUAAUACAUUCGUUAGAACUCAGAAAGGAGAUAACUUUCAUAGGACUAAGUUUCGACGGAAAAAGGGUACCAAUAUAGAAGAUUCUGGUUAUCUCAGUAGUGACUCGACGAGUUCUAAGCAAAUUCAACGAAAAUUAGUCAUCGCAAAAAUAGCUAGUUGUACUGAAAGUGACGACACGGGGGACGAAGCUAGGAGUGAAUCUGGCGCUGAAAGUAUUGAAACACAUUCAGUGUAUUUUGGCAAUUGUCAAAAACAUACUAACGAGAUCAUGAAAAACACUACCAAAGUGCCUAAAGAUACUAGGAGAAAAAUUAAAGUUAGAAGUGAAAAUCAUAGCCAGUGAAACUUGUGCAAUAAUAAAUAAACACAGUGCAAUAAUAGAUUAACCAAUACUUUUAGUUAUAGACGUAAGUAUAGUUUGAUACCUAUAAAAUUAUGAAUACAUACAAUACCUCUGCAAAAAUAUAUAGAUCCAUUAGUCUAAUUUAAUUGUAACUAAUAAUAAUAUAACGAAGAAAGGCCGGACGUGCAAUGCAAUAAUAGAAUAAUUAAAUGUUAAACAGAGUAAUAAAUAAAAUAUUAUAAUACCUGUUUAUCUUUGUACAGUUUAAUAGAUAGAUAAUUAUAUCUUUCUAGAUAUUAUUUAGCUUUUAAGAAAUUGCUUUCUGUGUUUUGAUGUAAAAUGUGUUAAAUAUAUUGUUGUUAUGUGUAUUAUAGGUAGAUAAAUUUUAUUUUAUGACUUUUUGUAAAUAUAAAGCAGAGUCAGGCAGCAAAAUUUGGCUUCCUAGUACCUGACAAAUAUAGAUUGCUCCGGAGAGGGGUUUUACGCUAGAAGCAGUUUCUUAAUCCCCUCCGUUAUGUAAUAGAGCAUACGUUAUUUGGUUGUUACUUGUUGAGAAUAAGCAAUUUGGAAUAAUACAUUGAAUUAUCACAAUCAUUAUAAAAAACCAUUUUCGGCACCUCAGUUUUUUCUUACACAUCAUACCACACUCUUCCACAUCUCUUUCUACGUAGAACAUUGUGAAAGGGAUAGAAAUACCUACCUUUAGUUUUGUCGAUUAUCGGCCAAAAUUAAAGUCAAUCUAUCUGUAAUCUGUUGAUAAGUUACUUAGCAAUGUUGUUAUUCGUCAAGACUUUUUGACAAAUAACAGCGUUGCUAAGCAACUUAUCGACAAGUUAAUAGAUUGAGCAUUAUUUUGAC